UUUCGUGUCGGACCACUGUGUGUGCGACACAGCGUCCAACGCAAGCUGCUACAGGUGGACUGGACAUGUCUCCUUCACGGUCCGUAUUGUUGGUGGGAGAAGGGAACUUCUCGUUCUCUGCGUCCAUGAGCCAGAUAUACGCUGACACAGAGACCUGCAUAACGGCCACUUGUCUGCAGCAUAAGGAUGAGGCACUGCGGCAUGAGGGUGCAGCCAGUAACGUUCAGAUCAUCAAGGACUCAGGUGGAACUGUGCUUUUCGAGGUGGACUGCACAAAGCUGGGGGAAUGUGCCUCCCUGCGGGGCCGUGUGUUUGACCGUGUGGUGUUCAACUUUCCUCACUGCGGCAGAAAGAGUGGGGUGAAAAAGAACCGAGAACUCCUCAAAAACUUCUUUCUCAGUUGUGUUCAGGUAUUGGCUGAAGACGGGGAGGUUCAUGUUUCCUUGUGCAACGGACAGGGCGGGACACCAGCGGACCAGCCGAAGCGAGAGUGGCACAACAGCUGGCAAGUGGCUGCCAUGGCAGCAGAAGCACACCUAAUCCUUAGUGACAUCCAUCCUUUUGAAAGUGAGAAAUACCAGAGCUACAAGUGCACUGGAUACAGGAGCCAGGAUAAGGGAUUUCAUGUGGAGAAAGCUUUGCUCCAUGUGUUCACCCACAGCCUCGCCUACACCUCCGCUCGGAUGCUUAAGGUGGAGGAGGCUGUUGAAGGGGAGAAGGUCCAGUACAACCUACCAGCUGAGCUCAGUGAUUAUAUAUUCAGGGGAUUUCUCUGCUCAGGGUCUGUCCACCCUGUCAGAUUGCUGCAAGAUUUUCUUCUCGAAGGACUGGCAGAGGAGUGGUUGGUCUCCAUGACGACAGACGCCAUUCCCUUCCUCCUGACGGCCAAACAGCUGCAGACGUGCUGCCGUGAUGUAGACAGUACACACUGCUACUGGAUCAACCUGCUUCAGAAAGACCUCAACUCUGACAUAUAUACUUCUGCAGACAAAGAAAAAGAUCGGCUGACGUUCUCGGACAGUCAGAGACGCACAGACACACCAGAAACUCUGUCAGCCACAUAUGUUAUCUCAGAUAAAGUGAACAGGGUGAGGAGCAAAGGAGCUAAGAGCUUAAGGUCUGCAUGUUCUCUGGAUGUUGAUCCUGAAGGGGAAAGUGGUCUUUAUUUGCUGCGUCCAUCACUGCUCCCUCAGAUGGAAGAGCUUCUAACUAAAACAAAAGAGUUGAUUAACAAUGCAGUGAGUCAUAGGGAGACUGAGACGAAUAAUAAAAGUGUUGAAGUUGAAGGAAAUAAGGAGGAGGAGCCCUGUGGGGGCUGUAAUGGUGUAACUAGCUUGUUAUUUGGCAUUAGUGGCCUGGUUUUCAGGAGUGUGCCCGUCAACCCCUGGGCCCUGCCUGUCUUUCACGAGCUUCUGCUCAGAGGUGUUUUCCCUUCAAAGUGUGAGCCAGUCAGAUUGCUUGGACAAAGGCUGGAAACGCUACUUGCACCAUAUGGGGUCUCCCUGAUUUCAGAACGGGGAGGUCUGCGUCUGACGGCACAGCCGAUGGGUUCGGUUGGUAAGGUGUUUGCAAGAAAUGCAAGUGACAACAUUAACCACGUGACUGUGUCCCUAAAUUUGGACCUUCUGGCCGUGCUCCUGUUCUCCCUCCCCGACUGGCGGCUGCUGUGGUCACAUGACCCACGCUUCUUAAAACAGUUUGAACUCCACCCACCACCUGGGACUUCUUUCCACCCAUUUUCCCUUUUCCCGGAGCACUUCAGCUUUGACAUCAGCUUCUGGACAGGGCCGACAUGGGAGGAGAACAAGUUCCACGCUGUGGUCCGAGAGGCCAGUCAUGGGACCGUGGAGCAAGUUAAACUCAUUGACACAUUCUCACAUCCAGACCUGAGCCAGACCAGUUACUGCUACAGACUCAUCUACCACUCACACACACAUGCUCUGUCACACACACAAGCCCUCAAAUUUCACAAACACUUGGAGUCUUUACUUUCCUCACGGUUGAAAGUCUCCAUCAGGUAGCUAGAUAUCAGUCUCUUGGAGGAACAGGGAUUUAACCUCAGUUUUUUUCAGAGACCUCAUAAUUACCGACAAAAGUCUGUCUGUGACUGCUAAGCAAAUUAUAAGCAUAUAAUCUGCAAAACUGUAGUUGAACAAUGUUUAUAAUAACUGAGGCAUUGUUUAUAGUAUGUCUUUGAAAUGUGAUUGGAAUUCUGUGUUUCUGUGUGUGUUUUAAUUACCCUACAAUAAACCAGUUAUUUAAUAUUAAUUUGUGGUCUGUCAAAAAUCAUUGUAAAAUAG
Messenger RNA from Xiphias gladius (swordfish), 2300 nucleotides. It is a transcript of the gene fdxacb1, whose product is annotated as ferredoxin-fold anticodon binding domain containing 1. The transcript is spliced from 6 exons. Gene Ontology annotation, cellular component: cytoplasm. The coding region runs from base 66 to 2021 and encodes 651 amino acids. The record is from RefSeq and is a predicted model, not a curated record. NCBI's taxonomy places the organism in Eukaryota, Metazoa, Chordata, Actinopteri, Istiophoriformes, Xiphiidae. Gene Ontology annotation, molecular function: rRNA (uridine-N3-)-methyltransferase activity. Gene Ontology annotation, biological process: rRNA base methylation.